Molecule: messenger RNA, 1451 nt
Organism: Paramecium pentaurelia
Lineage: Eukaryota; Ciliophora; Oligohymenophorea; Peniculida; Parameciidae
Source: the annotation of a GenBank genome assembly
AUGGCAAAAUUUAUCGAUUAUUUAGUUGAUACUGGCAUUAUUACUAAUAAUUAAUAAAUAUCAACUAACAAUAUGAUGUUUUAAUUAUCAGAUUAUUUGAAAAAUCUCACAGCUUCAGAUUCAUUUGAUAUGGCCAACAGAAUAUAUGAUUGUUGGAAAUUAAAAUUAAAGCAAAAAUAAAAUCCAACAUCCUUAAUUAAGAUAUUAACAAAACUAGCUUUAUAAAAACCAUUUAGAAUAUUGAAUUCUUAAAAAAUAUUAAAUAGUCCCUAGUAAUUGAGAAAUUCAUAAAAGUCAUUAAGUUAACAAUAGCUUUAAUAUUAAUCUCCUGUAGAUAAAUUCAAACUUAGUUAAAUGGGUUUUAAUGAUACAUGUGAGAGAUUAUAUUAAGAUGGAAUAGCUUAGAAAGUAAAAAAGUAAAAUUAUACUAACUGACAUAGAGAAUAAUUUGAACAAGAGAAAUGUAAAUAAGAAUUAAGAGAUUGUACGUUUAAACCUUAAAUAUCAGCAGAAAGACUUGGUAAUAAUGACACUGAAGUUUUUGAUCGUUUAUAUAAAAGUCAACUUGCUUGUAAAAAUGAUUUUUCAGAAGUAAAACAAAAAUAAGAAAUUGUUUAAUGUACAUUUACACCUUAGAUUAAUAAAUAAUCAUCAAUUUCUAAUUAUUAACCUAUAGAAUAAAUCUUUGAUAGAUUAUAUUAAGAAUCGAUAAAUAGAAAUAAUAUGAAAUUAAGUUUAGCUCCAACUAGAGAAGAAAGAGAACUUUAGUAAUGUAGUUUUAGGCCAUAAAUAUCCUAAAGAUAAUUGAAUAGAAGUGGUGACGAUAGUAAUAAAUAAUAACAACUUAAUUAGUUUUUGUGAGAUUACAUAAUGAAUCAGCUGAGAAAUAAUAAAUAAAAGCCUUUUAAAAACUUGAAUCAGAAACAAAAGAAUUAGAAAGUUGUACAUUUAAACCUAAAAUUAAUACUCAUACUAAUUUUUCUCCUAGUUCUUAACCUGCCUUUGAUAGAUUAUAUAUGUUAUCAUCUAAAUCUAAAUAAACAGGAUUGGAUGACAGUUAAAAAAGAUAAAAGACAAAUCCUAAAAAUAUUGGAACAAAUGAGUCUCUUUAUGAAAGAAUGAAAAAUCAUGUAAAUAAAAGGAAACGAACUCUAAAUUUAAUACAAUAAGAAUAUGAUAAAGAGUUAACAUUUAAACCUAAUCUUAAUUUAAGAUAAGGAAAUUUAUAAAGUAGAUUAGAAAGUAGGAAUUAAUCUGUUAUUUCGGUAAAAUCAGAGACAAAAAUAAGAUAAAACCUCAAUUAAUCAUCAUAAUUAUCAUCAAUUAAGUUGUAAAAUACAAGAAAAUCAUAAUAAGAUAAGGAGAAUGAUAAUUUAACUAUGUUUACUGAAACUGCACAUUUUAAAAACGAUUAGAAGCAAAAAAAUAGUAUUUUAGAUUUAAAACUAUGA